UGUCUUUUGUUAAAGGCAAGUCCUUUUUGCAGCUUGAUCCUUGUCUUUUCGUCUUCUUCUCCGAUUGCAUCUCGUACUGGGAAUUUCAAAGACCCCUUAGCAUGGAGUGCUCGAUCAAGGAUGACGUGACUCAAUUGAUAGGUAACACCCCAAUGGUGUAUCUGAACAACAUAGUAGAUGGUUGUGUUGCUCGUAUUGCGGCUAAGCUUGAGAUGAUGGAGCCUUGCUCUAGUGUCAAGGAGCGGAUUGCUUAUGGUAUGAUUAAAGAUGCAGAAGACAAGGGGUUGAUUACUCCCGGAAAGAGCACACUGAUUGAGCCAACUUCUGGUAACACCGGGAUUGGUUUGGCGUUUGUUGGGGCAGCUAGAGGUUACAAAGUAGUGCUCACAAUGCCUGACACAAUGAGCCUUGAGAGAAGAAUCAUUCUUUUAGCAUUAGGUGCAGAGAUUCACCUCACAGACGUGAAAAAAGGUGUUAAAGGAUUACUCGACAAAGCUGAAGAGAUAUUAAGCAAAACUCCAGAUGGUAUCAUACUACAUCAAUUCAUAAAUCCUGCAAACCCUCAAACUCAUUAUCGAACCACGGGUCCAGAGAUAUGGAGAGACUCUGCAGGGGAAGUAGAUAUAUUGGUUGCCGGUGUUGGGACUGGUGGAACCAUCUCCGGUUCAGGGAACUUCCUCAAGGAGAAGAAGAAAGACUUCAAGGUUUACGGGGUGGAACCUUCAGAGAGUGCGGUUCUCAGUGGAGGCGAACCGGGUCCACAUUUGAUCCAAGGUAUUGGGUCUGGCAUCAUCCCAGACAAUCUGGAUUUCAGCGUUCUUGAUGAAGUUAUUCAAGUGACAAGCGAGGAGGCAAUUGAAACAGCUAGACUUCUUGCUCUCAAAGAAGGAUUACUGGUGGGAAUAUCUUCCGGAGCUGCUGCAGCCGCGGCAAUCAAGGUGGCGAAGCGGCCAGAAAACGCCGGGAAACUCAUUGUUGUUGUUUUCCCUAGCGGUGGGGAACGUUACUUAUCGACUGAAUUGUUCGACUCGGUGAGACGUGAAGCAGAGAAUUUGACAUUUGAAUGAAGCUUAUACACUACCUGACUUGGUUCGGUUUGGUAAAAUAUAUAUUACCAAAAUAUUACCACAAUCUUUGGUUUGACAUUUACACUACCUCUAAUCCUCUAAGCCUAUAAGCUGGGGCGUUUCUUUUUUUUUUUUUUCCGUUUCAAUUUGGGUUGAUCGAUAUACUGUAUCUAUAUGUUUUAUUAAGGAAAAAUUCGGUUCAGUUUAAAUU
Molecule: messenger RNA, 1278 nt
Organism: Eutrema salsugineum
Lineage: Eukaryota; Viridiplantae; Streptophyta; Magnoliopsida; Brassicales; Brassicaceae
Product: bifunctional L-3-cyanoalanine synthase/cysteine synthase D1
Exons: 11
Coding region: 102-1067 (321 amino acids)
Cellular component (GO): cytoplasm
Molecular function (GO): cysteine synthase activity
Source: RefSeq, a predicted model, not a curated record